CUGUCAAACUAACUAACCCUCAAAAAUCAAUGCAAUUAAAGGCGGUUUGAUUCCGUCCCCUGUGCCACAUCUGUAUUUUGAUGGAAAUACUCGUGGAUUUGUUAUCAUUUUAAUAUUUUUAUUACCACUUUAGCUACGAAAAAUUACUGUUGGGGUCAGUUAUAGUUUUGACACAAAAAAUGUCUGAAGUGUAGUUAAAAUGACCAUGUUAAUGUACUGUAAAAUUGGGAGUGAAAACUGGCUUGUGAUAUUUGGUACCUUAGUGGCCCUUUUGGUGAGAUGUUGCACCAAUCUUCACCCUUAUUCCGGAGAAGGUACACCCCCAAUGUAUGGAGAUUAUGAGGCUCAAAGGCACUGGAUGGAGAUUACUUUCAAUCUGCCAAUUAAAGAUUGGUAUAGGAACACUACUGAUAACAAUCUUGAAUACUGGGGAUUAGACUACCCACCUUUAACAGCAUACCACAUGUAUUUGUGUGGUAUAGUUGCUCAUUUUAUAAAUGAGAAUUUUACCAAGCUACAUGAAUCACGAGGUUAUGAAAGCGAGGAGCAUAAGUUUUUUAUGAGGACCACUGUCAUUGUUGGAGAUGUAAUUGUGUAUUUUCCUGCAUUGAUAUUAUACUAUUAUACCUGUGUUAAAUUAGAACUGAAGAAUGAAGAUGAGAAGGUUAAGAAUGUUAAAAAAAAGGCAAAAAGUGUGUUAGGAUUGAAGAUUUUGGAUACCUCACUGUCAGUGAUUCUUGGUUUACUUUAUCCAGGAUUAAUAUUAAUAGAUCAUGGCCAUUUUCAGUAUAACACAAUAUCUUUAGGGUUUUUUAUAUUUGCUGUUAUUGGCAUAUUGCAUAAAAAACACAUUUUUGCAUCUAUACUUUUUUGUUUAGCCCUUAACUAUAAGCAGAUGGAGUUGUAUCACUCUUUACCAUUUUUCUUGUAUCUUUUAAGUACAUGUGUACCAAAACCUGGCCAAACGGCUAUUUCAGGCAUUAUCUCUCUAUUUAAAAUUUCUUUGACAGUUGUCUUAACAUUUAUGAUAAUAUGGAUCCCAUUUAUUUUUAAUUUUGAUGAUUUGCUUCAAGUUUUACAUAGACAAUUUCCUUUAGCUAGAGGGGUUUUUGAAGACAAAGUGUCAAAUAUAUGGUGCACUUUAAACAUAUUUUACAAAUUCAAAAAUCAAUUUGACAACUAUCAAAUGAUGAGGAUAUGCCUCUUUACAACAUUGUCAGCUAUACUUCCUUCUAGCGUAGAUCUGUUUUUAAGACCUAGUCGAAGAAAGUUUGUACUUGCACUAAUUAAUUCUUCUCUAGCAUUUUUCUUGUGCAGCUUUCAGGUUCAUGAGAAAAGCAUUUUGUUAGUGUCAGUUCCUGUUCUGUUAUACUUUCCAUAUGCUCCAUUUACUUGUUUUUGGUUUCUUUUUGUAUCUAUAUUCAGUAUGACACCAUUAUUGGUAAAAGAUAACUUAAUUGUGGCAACUAUAGCACUCACAUUGUUUUAUGUGACAUGCUUUAGAAUUUCUAUAGAGCAUGCUUUUAAGAGCAUGUUUAACACCAAUGAGGGUCUGGUAGAAUACUACAGAAGGCUAGCUACAGUCCUUUUUAAUGUUGAAGCUUCAAAACUUAUGAAAUUUAAUACCAUAUUUUUGCUUACAUACCAUAAAAUGGUUCAAAAUAAACAUGCUUGGUUUGCUUUAAUGCUACAUGUUACUAUAAUGUUUUCAAUGUUUGGUUGUAUCAUUUUAUUUUUUAUAAGUUUGUUAUGGGAACCACCUCAAAGAUAUCCUGACUUCUUUCCUCUUAUUAUUUCUGUUUAUUCUUGUGUUCAUUUUGUAGGAUUUUUUCUUUAUUUUAAUAUAAAACAAAUUUGCUUGCCCCAAGAGUUUGAGGAUAUUAAAAAUGUAACUGUAAACAAUUCAUGCCUAAGUCCACUUAUGGUCAAAGAGAGUAGGAAAGAGAAAUAAAAUUGUCCUAUUAGAUUUAUGUAGAGUGUGAAAAUCUUGGUUGUAUAGAUUUAUUUAAAUUUUGUACCUUAGUAAAUAAUACAAAUUAAAUUUGUUAAAAUUUAAAUAAAUAUGUGAUAUGUUUAAAAGAUACCUAUCUAAUACUUUAUUGUAGGUACAAUUUUACCAUAUGUAUCUUAAGGACUAUAUAAAACUGGUGUUGUGCCUUAAAUUUAAUAAUAUAGAAUGCUAAAAAAUUUGAAGAUUAGAAGUAGUAUUAAUGAACAUUUGUAUGUAUGUAAAUACUGUUAGUAAUGCAAUAAAUCUUUUGAUUGUUUUUGUCA
Molecule: messenger RNA, 2274 nt
Organism: Anthonomus grandis grandis
Lineage: Eukaryota; Metazoa; Arthropoda; Insecta; Coleoptera; Curculionidae
Gene: gny
Product: dolichyl pyrophosphate Man9GlcNAc2 alpha-1,3-glucosyltransferase
Exons: 1
Coding region: 200-1951 (583 amino acids)
Biological process (GO): protein N-linked glycosylation
Cellular component (GO): endoplasmic reticulum membrane
Molecular function (GO): dolichyl pyrophosphate Man9GlcNAc2 alpha-1,3-glucosyltransferase activity
Source: RefSeq, a predicted model, not a curated record